Molecule: messenger RNA, 1635 nt
Organism: Sorex fumeus (smoky shrew)
Lineage: Eukaryota; Metazoa; Chordata; Mammalia; Eulipotyphla; Soricidae
Gene: FMO1
Product: flavin containing dimethylaniline monoxygenase 1
Exons: 3
Molecular function (GO): N,N-dimethylaniline monooxygenase activity; NADP binding; flavin adenine dinucleotide binding
Source: RefSeq, a predicted model, not a curated record
GACGCAGAUCCGUGCAGACACAGAUCCCGUGUGUCCGAGCAGGACGCAGAUCCGUGCAGACACAGAUCCCGAGUGUCCGUGCAGGACGCAGAUCCGUGCAGACACAGAUCCCGUGUGUCCGAGCAGGAUGCAGGUCCGGGAGCCCGUGAUCAACGACGAGCUGCCCGGGCGCAUCAUCACGGGCAAAGUGCGCAUCAUCCGCCCCGGCGUGCGGGAGGUGCGGGCGCACGCGGUCCUGUUCCGCGACGCGGCCCCGGAGGAGCCCGUGGACAUCAUCGUCUUCGCCACCGGCUACUCCUUCGCCUUCCCCUUCCUGGACGAGGCGGUGCUGCGCGUGGAGGCCGGCCAGGCCUCCCUGUACCAGUACGUCUUCCCGCCGCACCUGGCGCGGCCCACGCUGGCCGUCAUCAGCCUCAUCAAGCCCUUCGGGUCCAUGGUCCCCACGGCCGAGACCCAAGCGCGCUGGGCAGCCCGCGUCCUCAAGGGUGUGACCAAGCUGCCGCCCUCGGACGUCAUGAUGGAGUCGGUGAGAGUCAGGAAGCUGAACAAGCCCACGGGGUUCGGCUUCUCCUUCUGCAAAGCGCUGCAGUCCGACUACAUCCCCUACAUCGACGAGCUCCUGGAGGCCAUCGGGGCCAAGCCCAGGCUGCUCACCCUGCUGCUGACCGACCCCCGCCUGGCCUGCGCCGUCUUCUUCGGCCCCUACACCCCGUACCAGUUCCGCCUGACGGGCCCGGGCAAGUGGGCAGGGGCCAGGAACGCCAUCCUGACCCAGUGGGAGCGGACGGUGAAGGUGACCAGGACGCGCGUGGUGCCAGAGGGCCCCUCGCCCGUGGCCGGCUUCCUCGGGCUCGUGGGCGCGCUGGUGCUGCUCCUGGCCCUGUGCCUGUUCUUCCUGUAAAGCCGAGAGGAAGCUAAGAGGAGGAUCCCACACAUCCCACUUCUCUCCUCUCCUUCACCAGGGAAAACUCCAAUCCAGGGGCUGGAAUAAUAGAGACGCAGGGGGGAGCGUUUUGCCUUUCAGAGGCUGACCCGGGUUCGAUCCCCAGCAUCCCUUAGAAUCACUGCCAGGGGGCCUGGAGCGAUAGCCCGGCGGGGAAGGCGUUUGUCUUGCACGCGGCCGACCUGGGUUCGAUCCCCGGCAUCCCAUAGGGUCCCCCGAGCACCGCCAGGAGUGAUUCCUGAGUGCAGAGCCAGGAGUCAGCCCUGAGCAUCGCAGGGUCUGAUCCAAAAAGCAAAAAAUAAAAAUUAAAAAUAAGAAUCAUUGCCAGGAGGAAUCCCUGCAUCUCUGGGGGUGACCCGAAAACAAAAAGGAAAUUCUCGAAUGCACAGAGUGUGAUCGGCCCUUUCCCCCUUCCGGGGGACUCCCUAGCGUGACCUUCUAUUCUCCAGUGGGACCCCUGGGCUUCUCUCAGCCCCCCUGGUUUAUUUCAAAGCCUGAAAGAUGAUCCCCAAGAAAUCUGUGAGUGGAAAGGCCUCUGGAAGCUUCCAGAAUGAAAGUCUUGCCAGAGGGCUGUCCAAACAACAGCACCCACCCCACCCACCCAACCCCCAUGAACUGACUUUAUCGCUCUCUGCAAACACUCGUUCGUGGAAUGGUGAUCUCGCGGUAUCUGCCAAUCAGAAAUAAAAUAA